Molecule: messenger RNA, 4950 nt
Organism: Drosophila arizonae
Lineage: Eukaryota; Metazoa; Arthropoda; Insecta; Diptera; Drosophilidae
Gene: slpr
Product: mitogen-activated protein kinase kinase kinase slipper
Biological process (GO): protein phosphorylation
Molecular function (GO): JUN kinase kinase kinase activity; protein binding; ATP binding
Source: RefSeq, a predicted model, not a curated record
UAUCGACCGACCGCCAUUAUUGCUAGUUGUGUGUCGGCCGUCUAUCGCCCGUCGAAAUAUUUCUAUCUGCAAGUUUUUCUCCACAUAAGAUUUUAUUAUGUUUAAGAAACAUUCACGAAAGCAGAAAUCAAUACACUGCUAAACUCAAACGUUAGGCAAACGAAAUCGAGGCAAGCAUAUUGCAGCACCAAAACGACGUUACGUUAACGAAACAGCCAACCAGCACCAAACAGCAGACAUAAAGACUUGCAUACACUCACGCACGUAAACGAUAAAAACGAAAAACAAGAAAAAAACAAAAACGUCAAAUAUUUGUAGGACAUACGUACAGGACCAAUUCAAAGUUGAUCAAACAUAUUAAAGGCGUCGUUGAGCUGAUGUUAGCUUUUAAAAAUAAAGGCUGAAGACAGCGAGCUGUGCUAUUGGCUCUACCAGUGGAAUAGUGUAUUUGUGUACGUGCGUGCGCGUGCAUGUGUGUGAGUGUGUGUGCGUGUGUUGUCUCUGAUUGUUUUCUAUUGUGUGCGCAGUGCGUGCGUUCGUUUGGCUGAGGGGGCGGGCGGGACAAGUGCAAGUGCCAGCAGCAGCAGCAGCAGCUAAAGGAGUGAAAUCUGUGCAGCCAAAUCGGCCAAACAGAACUGUUUGAACGGGCUCGAGUUUCUUUAAAGAAGCGCGCGUCCAUGUUUGAGCUUUUAAUGCUAACUGAGAACAGACGACGGCAACUCGUUUAACAACUGCGCAACAAGGAGCAGCAGCACUGGCCAUGCUCCCCAUCAGCGAGGAGCAGCACGUGGACAACAGCAGCAGCAAUCAGCAACCUGCGAAUGUCUCAGAUGAAGCCGCUGCGGCCGCGAAUGGCCUGGCCGAUGAUAAGGCAGCUCUGGCCGCUGAUGGCGGCCUGUGGACGGCACUAUAUGACUACGAUGCACAGGGCGAGGAUGAGCUGACACUGCGACGGGGACAGAUCGUUGUUGUGCUCUCCACGGACAGCGAGGUCUCCGGCGACGUGGGCUGGUGGACGGGCAAGAUCGGUGAUAAGGUUGGGGUUUUUCCACGCAACUUUGUGACUGACGCGGAUCCAUUAGAAUUGCCGCACGAAAUCGACGAGUCGGAGUUGGACAUCAAAGAAGUGAUUGGCUCCGGCGGCUUUUGUAAAGUUCAUCGCGGCUAUUACGACAACGAGGAGGUUGCCAUAAAGAUAGCCCAUCAGACUGGCGAUGAUGAUAUGCAGCGGAUGCGUGACAAUGUCCUGCAGGAGGCCAAGCUCUUCUGGCCGCUAAAGCACCGCAACAUCGCGGCGCUGCGGGGGGUUUGCUUGAAGACGAAGCUGUGCCUGGUCAUGGAAUAUGCGCGGGGCGGCAGCCUCAAUCGCAUACUCGCUGGCAAAAUACCGCCCGAUGUUCUCGUCGAUUGGGCGAUACAAAUCGCCUGCGGCAUGAACUAUUUGCACAGCGAGGCGCCCAUGUCGAUAAUACAUCGCGACCUUAAGUCCUCCAAUGUGCUCAUCUAUGAGGCCAUCGAGGGCAGUGAUCUGCAUAAUAAAACGCUCAAAAUAACCGACUUUGGCCUCGCACGCGAAAUGUAUAACACGCAGUGCAUGAGCGCCGCUGGCACCUACGCCUGGAUGCCGCCCGAGGUCAUCAGCCGGAGCAUGUACUCCAAAUCGUCGGAUGUGUGGAGCUAUGGUGUGCUCCUCUGGGAGCUGAUCACGGGCGAAACGCCCUACAAAGGUUUCGAUCCGCUCUCCGUUGCCUAUGGCGUUGCCGUCAAUACGCUAACGUUGCCGAUACCAAAAACUUGCCCCGAAACGUGGGGCGCUCUUAUGAAGAGCUGCUGGGAAAGCGAUCCGCACAGACGGCCUGAUUUCAAGAAGAUCAUCGAGCAGCUGGAGAGUAGCGCGUGCUCGAAAUUUACGUUAACGCCACAGGAAUCCUUUCACCACCUGCAGGAGCUGUGGAAGAAAGAGAUCGCCGAAGUGCUGCACGAUCUGCGCGAAAAAGAAAAGCGUUUCCAAACUAUCGAAGAGGAACUGCGCAACAAGGAGGAGCAGCUGAAACUGAUGCAAAAGAAGCAGAUGGAGAAGGCCAAUAAGCUGCAAGAGUUGGAGAAGCAGCUGCGCCUACGCGAAAUGAAUAUACUAGGACGCGAGCUAAUGAUGCAACCAGUGACUGUGCCCGUACCGGUGCCAUCGAAACGGAAGCCCAAAAAGAGUAAAAAGAAACCGCUGCAGAUAUCACUGCCAACGGAAUUCCGGCACACAAUUACGGCCGUUUGCGACAAGGUGGAGCCACCCGGAUCGCCCUCCCUCUCCAGACUGCGCAUUGUUACACGCUACCAGGGCAACAGCAAGGAGGACUGGCGCUCGGGACCAGCGGACAUGCCCAUCAUGUCGCCAUCUCCGUAUCUGCUCAGCCGCUUCACCAGCAACGUGCCGCUGCCGACGCUCUACGCCGGCGACGCGGCCCGCAAGCCGAAGCUCUCCGUGAUCGAGCUGCUGCUCUACAACAUGGCAUCGCUGCUGGCGGGCGUCGCUGCCGGCUACGAUGUGCGCAUGUCCAAUGUGUCGCCGGUGCACCCGACGCUGCUCAGCGAGCUGCCCGCCUUGAAGGCGGCGCCGAGGGCGACAAACGCGGACGACCAGGAGCAGCUGCCGGAUCAGGUCGAUCAAGGCGAGCAUCAAUUGGAGGCGAUGCGUCACUUGGGCCCCAAUCGGAACUCUAUGAGCUACUCAGCCCUGGAUGGAAUUACGGGCGCAUCGAUGGCCACGCCCAAGCCUCAGUCAGUGGCACAGCGACGCGUGGGCGGGAGCCAGACGUAUUACACGCCCGUGCAGCGCACGCCCCAGCAUCAGCUGCAUCAGACAGCGGCUGUGGCGACAACGACUGUGCCGCAGCCUCAGCCUGUGCCUCAGCCGCAGCCGCAGCCGCCGAAUCAGGCCGUGGCGCUGCUUUAUGCCGGCUCCCAGCCGCCGACGCCGUCGCCGCGCCGCAAGCUGAGCAGCAGCAGCUGCAACAACGCCGACGGCUUCGAGGAGUUCCGCGUGGGCGGCGGCAUUGGACCGCCGCCGCUCUAUGCGCCCGCCGACUACCUGCGCAACGGGCCGAGCUACUCCAACGAUGGCGGCGCCUAUCGCAACGGCUAUUUUGGCUCCAACUAUUUUCCGUAUCGGCCAGAGCUGAAUUUUGCAUAUGAGCGAGACUGCAAGUCGUAUCCGGACUACUCCUACGACUACAACCAUCGCCUGCCCGACUACUACGACUACCAGUAUGAGCCGCCCGUGCAGGCAGUGCAAGCGGUGCAGGUGGCUGCGGUGGCAGCGCUGCCGCCGCUGCAAACGCGGACGCCGCCCCCGCGCGUUCCACAGAUGGGCGUCAGUGCGGGCGGCCAUCGGCGCACACCCUCGACGGUGUCGAGCAACUCGAACGUGCUGCUGGAGCACGAGGAGCUGCUCUACGACUACAACAAUCUCAAUCUGAACGUGAACCUCAACGUGGACUACGAGUGCGAGCCGGCGCCAAAACUAACGACGGCGUCGCAGCAGCAGCAGCAGCCGCCGCCCUCAGCCGGCCAGCAAGAGUUCUAUGCCGGCUCGCCCAAGCUGCUCAAUCGGAUGCUGCACAGUCCGUUGGCCGGUAGCAAGUAUGCGCCUGUCGCACGUCCAGCCAGCCUGCCCUUCGAGCAGCACACGCUCAGCUACCAACUACAGCAGCAGCAGCAACAGCAGCAGCUGCAGCAGCAGCAGCAGCUGGCACUGCAGCAGGCGGGGAUUAGCCAGGGCAAGCUGCGCAGCUCGCUGAAGAAGUACAACAGCAACACGCUCAAUGGCAGCAUCUCGUCGCAGCAGGGCACGCCCACGAAUCCAACGCCGCCCGACUCGCUGACCAGCGACGACAGCUCCUACUUGAGCGCCAAGGAGGGCUCCAUUGGAUCGCAGCACAGUCGGGUGCGCUUCAGUCCGGAGGCCUAUCUGGAUGCCAGCAACUUGCCCGUGGGUGUCUUAGGCAGACGCAUGACAUCGCCGGGUCUCCAGCUGCCCUCGCAGCAGCAGCAGCAGCAACAGCAGCAGCAGCAACGUAGGCAUCGACAUACCUCCAGCGCCAGCACCCCAUCGCCGUCGGCCUCAUCGUCCUCCUAGCAGGCGCGCCUGGCGCUGACUUUGCAGUUAGCGCGCAGUCCCGGCGCGGACGUUGGCAGCGCCGGAGGCGCCUCUGGCUUGGCCCUGGGCCUGGCCUUGCACCAGCAGCGGGUGCCAUAUCGCUGGUAUUCCGGUGCGCGGCGUUCUCGCUCCGCUCACUACGAAUAUCGACUCUGAGAGCCGAAAAGAGACAGAGAUAGCAAUAGUGAAUGCGAGUACGCGUGCGAGUGCGAGUGCGAGUGCGAGAGCGAGUGGGAUGGCAAACAGUUUAUAAAUACAUUGAUACCUCAAGCAUGCGUACAUUAGAGCGAGAGCGCAAGCCCACACACACACAGACAGAGACAGAGACAGAGAUAGAGAUAGAGACAGACACACAGACUACAGCCUGGUGGUAGCAGAUCCAUGUUAUAGUACCCAGAUCUGUUACUGUAUAUAACCCCUAUAUAGUAGUCAACAUAUAUAACCUCUUGACUUGAGCGAUUUGCCUUAAAUAUUUAUAGCAUGAAUAUAGAGAUUCGAAUUCCGAAGAAGCUGCUUCAGACCACAAGCUCAUGUUAAGUUGAAGCUUAUAAAUACCUUGAUAUAUGUACAUACAUACAUAUAUACAAAUAUAUCUUAAUUUAUAUAUAUGUAUGUAGAUAUGUAUGCAAGCAUAUGGUCGACUGUCUUUCAUUGCGUUCUUUGAUUAGAUGCCACGCCUUAUGCCACGCCCCCAAAAACAAUAAGAGCUAACAAGUAAAACACUAAUUGCAAUUCGAAACUAACUAAGCUAAAUACACCAAUAACAACUCCAUUUUUAAGUCUGAAGAAAACGUUUA